Messenger RNA from Hordeum vulgare subsp. vulgare (domesticated barley), 1276 nucleotides. Its product is annotated as TPR repeat-containing thioredoxin TDX. The transcript has 9 exons. Bases 226 to 1185 code for a protein of 319 amino acids. Gene Ontology annotation, molecular function: Hsp70 protein binding. The record is from RefSeq and is a predicted model, not a curated record. Lineage: Eukaryota; Viridiplantae; Streptophyta; Magnoliopsida; Poales; Poaceae.
GCCGUGACCGCGAGACAGACCCGACAGCUCCGACUAAAGCAAGCGAGUUCGAACGGCCGGCGGCGCUGCGUGCGGCUGGGGCGAUUCCACCCUCGGUCGUUCUACCAAGCUAGGGCACGGCGGCCGUCAGGGCUCCAGCGAGCAACACCGGCCCUCUCGACAAGCGAGGGCCUGCUCCGUGCAGCGGCACCGGGUCCGCGUCAAGACAAGAAGGCGUCAGAAGGCAUGGCGAAGGUGGGAGAGAACAGCUUUGAGGAUGAAAUCAUGGAGUCAGACAUUGAAUUGGAGGGGGAAGUUGUUGAGCCGGACAAUGAUCCUCUGCAGAAGAUGGGAGAUCCAUCGGUUGAAGUCUCUGAAGAAAUGCGUGAUAAGGCACAGCUCUACAAAAAGAAGGGCGUUGAUGCGCUUUCAGAAGGUAAACUGGACGAAGCAGUCGAGAACCUGACGGAGGCCAUCUUGCUGAACCCCACAUCAGCUAUCCUCUAUGCAACCAGGGCUGGUGUUUUUGUGAAGAUGAAGAAACCAAAUGCAGCAAUUCUUGAUGCGGAGGCAGCAUUACAGAUAAAUCCAGAUUCUGCUAAAGGAUAUAAAUCACGAGGGAUGGCGAAAGCUAUGCUUGGGAAGUGGGAAGAUGCUGCUCAUGACCUUCACUUGGCAGCAAAAUUGGAUUUUGAUGAAGAGAUCAGCUCAGAGCUUAAGAAGGUUGAACCCAAUGUACACAAAAUUGAGGAGCACAAGAAAAAGUAUGAACGCCUGCGUAAAGAGAGGGACAUGAAAAAAGCUGACUUGGAAAGACAGCGUAGGCAUGCUGAGGAGGUUUCUGCUGCUUCUGCUGUUCUAAAGCCUGGUGAUGUGAUCACUAUCCACUCAUCUAAUCAACUGGAAGAAAUAUUUACAGCCGCGUCAAAACUGUCGAAGCUUGUGAUUCUGUAUUUUACAGCAACAUGGUGUGGACCAUGUCGCUUUAUGGGCCCUGUUUACAAAAGCUUAUCUGAACAGCACCGGAAUGUCGUAUUCCUUAAGCUGGACAUUGAUCAACAAGGCAAUAUUGCACACCGCUGGAAUGUCUCAAGUGUUCCAACAUUCUCCUGUGUGAUAAACGGCAAAGAGAUUGAUAAGGUUGUCGGUGCUGACAAGACCGGCCUUGAGAGAAAAAUUGCGAAGCAUGGCUCUCUUAAACCGUGAGCUAUCAUAUUACUUCUAUGCUGUACUCAUAUGGACUCAACUCUCAAUAAAUGAGUGCUUAUGAAUAAAAAUUGACCUACAUGUGUGGAAA